AUGAAUGAUAAUGAUGCCCUCAAGUUAGUGUUUGAUGUUUCCAACUCCAACACUUUACAAAACUCCUUACAGAUUCUCAUCCACAUUUCCAACUCCGACUCCCUGCACUUGUCACCAUACUUCACUCACAAACCCAUCUUUGUGUUUCAAGCUUCUCAGAAACCUGUUUUGGCUGGGAAGCAGCAUCAGAGGGCUAUUUGGGAACUUUGUAGUGACCGCGGUUGGCCUGUGGUGGCAGAACUAGUGAGAACUGUAUCUUCUCCUAGUUUUGGUGAAGAUUGGAUAAAGUUGCUUCUCUCAAGAAUUUGCUUUGAAGAAUCUCACUUGCCUCUAUUGUUUUCUAAAUUACGAUUUAAGGAUAUUCACGAGGGUGAAGAGAGUGAGUCAAAAGAUGAUCAAUUUUCAUCUGAACAAGCAUUUCUUCUGCGAACCCUAUCAGAAAUUUUGAAUGAGCGAAUUGGAGAUGUUACCGUUUCGAAGGAUGUUGUGUUGUUUGUUUAUGGCAUAUUCAAGAAAUCGACCGGAGUUCUUGAGCAUGCAGUGAGAGGGAAAUCUGGUCUUCCAAGUGGCAUUACUGCAGUGGAUGUUCUUGGCUACUCGCUUAUUAUAUUGAGGGACAUCUGUGCUCAUGAUAGUGUGGGAUGUAAUGCAGAGAAUGCAACCGAUGUUGUCAAUGUGUUAUUGUCAUACGGUCUCAUCGAGUUGCUUUUGAUCGUCCUUGGGGACCUUGAACCUCUGGCAAUAAUCAGAAAAGGAACCAAACAAUCAGAGAAUCAAGAUGGUGCUAGUUGUUCCUUGAAACCAUGCCCUUACAAGGGCUUUAAGAGAGACAUAGUUGCACUUAUUGGCAACUGUGUACACAGAAGAAAGCAUGCACAAGAUAAACUGAGGAAUCGGAAUGGAGUUCUAUUGCUAUUGCAGCAAUGUGUUACUGAUGAAGAUAAUCCUUUCCGGAGAGAAUGGGGCAUAUGGCGCGCAAAGCUUGUAGAUGUUUCAUGA
Messenger RNA from Vicia faba (fava bean), 999 nucleotides. The record is from the annotation of a GenBank genome assembly. Lineage: Eukaryota; Viridiplantae; Streptophyta; Magnoliopsida; Fabales; Fabaceae.